UUGGGUCACUAGAAGCGAAGACAAUCAUAAAACAUGCAUAGCAUAAGAGCCAUCGUACAAGCGAGGUUCGUUGAGGCAAUACGUCGAACAGUUGGUGGCAUUGAAAGCCAUGUCCAUUUCAGAUUCUUGUGCACCGAAUCAACACAACAAACCCAGGAUAACCUGUGCCGGAGAAUCGAGAAGCUCCCCAAAGGAGAACCGGUUGGAUCCGCUCUCCGUAGCUGGAUGCGAGAUGGCUUCCCCGUUCGCAGCAAUGACGUCUUUCACGCCAUUAACCGUCUCAGGAAGCUCAAGAUGAACAAACGCGCACUUGAGGUGAUGGAAUGGGUUAUUAGGGAGAGACCUUAUAGACCUAGGGAACUAGAUUACUCUUAUCUUGUUGAAUUUACAACUAAGCUUCAUGGAAUUUCACAUGGUGAGAAGCUCUUCACUCGUGUUCCGAGCGAGUUUCAGAACGAGUUGCUCUACAACAAUUUAGUCAUUGCUUGUCUUGAUAAAGGUGUCAUAAGGCUCUCACUUGAGUACAUGAAGAGAAUGAGGGAAUUGGGUUAUCCCAUCUCGCACUUGGUUUUCAACCGCCUUAUAAUCCUGCAUUCCUCGCCGAGUCUCAGGAAGAACAUGAUGCCCAAAUUGCUCACCCAGAUGAAGGCUGAUAAGGUCACCCCACAUGUGUCCACCUACAAUAUCUUGAUGAAAAUUGAGGCCAAUGAACAUAAUCUUGAGAAUUUGAUGAGGUUCUUCAGUCUUAUGAAGCUACGACAGGUUGAGCCGAAUGAGAUAUCUUACUGCAUUUUAGCUUAUGCGCAUGCGGUGGCUAGGUUGAACACUGCAGCUGAAACAUAUGUUGAAGCUGUGGAGAAGUCUAUGACAGGAAAUAAUUGGUCAACAUUGGAUGUCCUGCUUAUAUUAUACGGGUAUCUGGGGAACCGAAAGGAGCUCGAAAGAGUUUGGAGCAAUAUUCGAGAACUGCCCUUUGUUAGAACUAAAAGUUACAUGUUAGCCAUUGAAGCAUUCGGUAGGAUUGGACAUCUAGAACGGGCUGAAGAAAUUUGGUUAGAAAUGGAAUCAGCAAAAGGGUUGAAAUCUGUAGAGCAAUUCAAUUCAAUGAUGACUGUGUAUUGCAAACAUGGAGUCAUUGACAAAGCAGCUAGAUUGUACAAAAAUAUGAAGGCAAAUGGGUGCAAGGCGAAUGCCAUAACUUAUCGUCAGCUUGCACUAGGCUGCUUGAAAUCAGGUAUGGAAGAACAAGCUUUGAAGACAUUAGAAUUGGGCAAGCGUUUGCCUAUUAACAAGAGGGUCAGAAAUUCAACCCCAUGGUUGGAGACCACUCUUUCAAUUGUUGAGAUUUUUGCUGAGAAAGGUGAUGUUGAAAAUGUUGAGAAAUUGUUUGAAGAACUUCAUAAAUCUAAGUAUUGUAGGUAUACUUUUGUAUAUAAUACCUUGAUUAAGGCUUAUGCAAAAGCUAAGAUUUAUGAUCCAAAACUUUUGAGAAGGAUGAUUCUUGGAGGAGCUAGGCCAGAUGCUGAAACAUACAGUCUUUUGAAAAUUGCUGAUCAAUUUCGGACCUGAUUUUGAUUCUGUGUAUUAUUUUGUUGUCUUUAUGUUCACUAUAUCAAUUUCGUUAGCUUCUAUUCUAUCAAAAUCAAUUCUAAAAUUCAGAAGCUAUUCACAUAAGCUUCUUCCCAUAUUUGAUUAUGAUUUUAAAAUUAGUUGUAGAAGAGUUUCCAAAUAUGCACUACACACGUAUUGAUGCA
Lotus japonicus is the source of this 1754-nucleotide messenger RNA. RefSeq names its product pentatricopeptide repeat-containing protein At1g07590, mitochondrial. The transcript is spliced from 2 exons. Lineage: Eukaryota; Viridiplantae; Streptophyta; Magnoliopsida; Fabales; Fabaceae. Gene Ontology annotation, cellular component: mitochondrion. The coding region runs from base 34 to 1569 and encodes 511 amino acids. Gene Ontology annotation, molecular function: protein binding. The record is from RefSeq and is a predicted model, not a curated record.